Molecule: messenger RNA, 2904 nt
Organism: Biomphalaria glabrata
Lineage: Eukaryota; Metazoa; Mollusca; Gastropoda; Planorbidae
Product: sulfotransferase 1A1-like
Exons: 7
Coding region: 166-1077 (303 amino acids)
Biological process (GO): sulfation
Cellular component (GO): cytoplasm
Molecular function (GO): sulfotransferase activity
Source: RefSeq, a predicted model, not a curated record
GUGAACGCCCUUGAAAGCAAAAAAAAGUAAUUCUAUUUUUAACCUCAUCUAGUGACGGGUCAGGGCUAUAAAAUAGUUGUUUAGAAAAAGAUUUAUUUAUUCAAUUGAACUGUGGACCUUUCAACCUAAAAUAACAUAAACUAGAGAGUUCUACUUUCAAAGGAAAUGAGCGCUGAACAUCAGAACAACUUUCAACACAUUCUUCCUGGCCAGCACGUCUAUGACGGAGUUUUGUUCUUUGGGUACUCGCCCCCGGAAACGCUGGAUUUGGUGAAGACAUUUCACGUUAGAGCUGAUGACGUCUUCCUUGUGACGUACCCAAAAGCAGGUACGACAUGGCUUCAAGAAAUCGUAUGGCUACUUAUGCAUGAGGGCGAUUUCGAAGGAGCCUUGGCCACGCCAGUCUACAUUCGCUCGCCGUUUCUAGAGUUUAAGGACCUGACUCUCAAUGAAAUAGGCUUGGACCUGGCCAGCACCAUGCCCUCCCCAAGGGUCAUCAAAACACAUCUUCCCCUCAAGUUGGCACCAAGAGAGAUUCUUGUCAAAAAACCAAAGGUCAUCAUACUAUUUAGGAACCCCAAAGACGUCUGUGUGUCAUAUUUCAACUUCUACAAGUGCAGCUCAUCUUUUGGCAACUUUCAAGGCGAUUGGCCAGAAUUUCUAGCCAUGUUUUGUGAAGGUCACGUUGAUCAUGGCUCCUGGUUUGAUUUCACAAAAAGCUGGUGGCCACUCCGGGAAUUGACGAAUGUCAAACUCGUUUUUUACGAAGAUCUUAAAAGAAAUCCUUUCGGGAUCAUUAAAGAGCUCGCAGACUUCCUCGGAAAACAGCAUUUGGAUGACGUCACCAUAUCACGCAUCGCCGCCCACUGCAGUUUUGAAAAGAUGCGUGAAAACCCGAUGACCAACCAUCAAGAUGUGUACUCCAUCAACAGCCAGGUGUCGCCACUCAUGAGGAAAGGUCAAGUAGGAGACUGGAAGUCUGUGUUCACAGUACAGCAAAAUGAAGACUUUACUCAGAUCUACCUGGACAAGUUGUCUCACCUGGAGAUACCUUUCACUUACCAGCUGGACUUUUAAUGUCAUCCCAGCUUGUAGACUUAAUCAUGUAGACCAACUAGGAUUUCAUUAGAGGUUUUUUUUUCAGUUCUUAUGGAUGGUUAAGUGAUAUGCGCUCUGGGCUGUCAUUUCUCUGGUCCCGUCUUCAAGCCCUGACUGCUGCCGUUCUGCGGAAGGUUUUGGCUGGAAUUUGAUAAUAUUAAAUCCCGUAGGAACAACAGUGAUUAAUUGAUAUGGUGGCUACUAGUUAAUUAUUUCAGUAGUUCGAGGAACAUCUUUUCAGGCCCCACGGAAAACAAGGGCUCCGCGGAACACAGUUUCGGAAACACUGAGUUUACUCAUGAAAUCAAUAAACUCAGUCCAAUGAAAUUGGCUGUCCACCUACCUUAGAACUCAUGCAAUUUUGUAAAUUGAAUCUUUCUGCUUUUAUAAUUUUAUUAGUGGCCUACGAAAGGGGAAUAGACGCUAUUAGUUUUGUAUGGUCCGUCUGUUCGUCCGUCCCGUUUAGAUCUCGUAAACUAGAAAAGAUAUUGAAAAUCCAACAUCAUGAUAUAUUAGACCAUUCAGAGUUCUGAUGCAACGGCUACUAUAUUCCUUUCUUAAAGCAGUAAACUAAAUUUGUAAUAUCAAUUAUGCAAGCAGUUUUUUAAAAAUAAAAAUACGUCAAUUUUACAACUAUUAACUAUUAAUAGUAACAAACACUGGAGGCACAUAAGGGAGAUGAAUAUUCUCCAUAUUUUUUAACACAUUCAUGCUAACGGUUUUAAAUUUUUUUUUUCAUAAAAAAUAUUUUUUUUUUGCAAUUUUUUUGCUAAGUUAAGUAAAUUUUGCCAUACCAAGAACUACAUUUUUAAAAAAUUAAAAAGAUUAAAAAUCUAUUUAAUAUGCAUAUAAGUGGAAAAUAAUUUAAAACAACAAUUAAAAAUUAGUUUAUCAUAUUGUCUCGUGAACUACCGCAAAGGCAUAUAUACAUGACGCACGGAACUAAAGGAAGGGGACAAAUAUUUUUUAAAGGAAAUGCUUUUUUGUUCUUGAGACUUUGAAUAAGAGAUUGACCCUUUACAAAACAAAUAGAUCAAUUAGAUAAUUAUUAAAUGACAUAUAAUAUCUUAUAUUGAAUGAAGUUGCAUCAAAUAUUUUGAAUAAACCAUGUAAUUGUUUUGACUCAAAAUUAAAGUAUAUACUUACAAUACUACAUAGGUAUGUAGUCAGUGUAUGCAUUUUGUAAACUUAUAGGUAAUUUAGAUAAACCUUUAUUUUCGAAUGGAACAAUCGAAAUAGACAUUCAAUACGACGUUCGCUACGAUUGUAAUGAUUAUAGCGGAUACAUUUAUAGCUUUCUUGUACUUCAAGGGAGACGAACUACAGCACAUUCAAAUUACUUAAGUAAUUUUGUUUUCUAGCAUCACUUGUAUAUCCACUCUGGCUACCAGAUGUGGUUCUAUAACUUUGAUUUAGCCAAUUUAAACACAUUGCUUCUUUUACUUCUGCUUCCUCUGCAUUCGUAACUGCCCUUAUGUUACUACAGAGAAAUAAUUAUUGUAGACAAUUUAAACCUAAGAAUUAAUUAACAAAGACUUCAUGUUGAAAGAAGUGGACAUUGACAACCAUCUUUUAAUCAAGUCACAUCCUAUCAAGUAAUUGUCACAAAAAAUAUUCACAAAAAUAAUGACGUAAUUUAAGUAUAAAUUCCACUGUCUGUAAACUCUGACCAAAUAGGAAGCAAAUGGUACAUACUAAUGAACUUAGUCCAAGGAAAGAAGUUCCUCGCAUUUGAAUCACAAUGUUAUUCUGCCACCCUCUGAAUGAAAUAUCUCCACUUUUAUACCAGCCGUAUUACGUGCUGAU